Messenger RNA from Salvia miltiorrhiza (redroot sage), 851 nucleotides. RefSeq names its product major pollen allergen Lol p 11-like. Bases 203 to 685 code for a protein of 160 amino acids. Lineage: Eukaryota; Viridiplantae; Streptophyta; Magnoliopsida; Lamiales; Lamiaceae. The transcript has 2 exons. The record is from RefSeq and is a predicted model, not a curated record.
AAACAUUUACAACAAACCGCGGCUUUAAACAAAAAAAAAAAAAAAUGAAUGCAUAGAAAAAUAGAGGAAUUGCAUGAUAAUGACAACAGCCCAUGUGAGCAUCUCGCCCCACACUAUAUACAUACACACCCACCACUCCUUCCUUCACCCCCCAAUCCUCACUCUCUCACACACACUUGGAAUUCCUUGGCAGAUCUCUUAAAUGGCGAGAAUUUUGCUGCUGCUUUUAGCUGCGUGCGUCGUUCCGGCCAUCGUCACCGCUCGUUUCGUGAGCGAGUCGUUCCAUGUGCAGGGCUCUGUCUACUGCGACACCUGCCGCUGCGGCUAUGAGACCGACGCCACUGAGUAUAUGGCCGGUGCCACCGUGAGAAUCGAGUGCCGCAGCAAGGACUCCGAUAAGAUCACCUACUCCACCGAGGCCGUGACCGAUCACAGUGGGCGUUAUGCAGUCGAUGUGGCGACUGACUGUGGUGACGACGUCUGCGACGCCAUCCUGGUGAAGAGCGCGAACCCUGAGUGCGCCACCCCGAAUGCCGGGCGCGACCGUGCCCGCGUCAUCCUCACCCGCAACAACGGCAUGACCUCCAACAUUCGAUACGCCAACAACAUGGGAUUCCUAAAGAAGACGGCUUUGCCCAACUGCGCACAGAUCCUCCAGAAAUACCAAGAAACAGAGGAAUUUUGAAACUUCUUCUUUCUCACUUGCAUCCAUCCUAAGUUAGUAGUUUGAUUGUUUCAUCUGUUUUGAGAUGAUGGUGUUGUGUUGUGUUAUGUGUAAUUUUGUGCUUCGUCACUUAAAUGUGGCAUCCACGAUUACAAUAUUGCAAUAGUUACUCGCUAUUGUUGAUGCC